UGAAUGUAAACGUAAAACCGAGACGUGGAUUUGAUGUGAUAAUAUCAAAUAAGGAAAGCUUAAAACAAAAAAGGAAAAAAGAAAAAACUUUUGAAAAAUGAGAGAAUUCAUUGGAUUGUAAAAUUGUUUUUUACCACGAAGAAAUAUUUCAUAAAAGCAUUAAAGAUGUACUGAGUGAAUAUAAUCAACAUUAAAGAAGAAGUGAAUUUAAUUAACACUAUUCAGAAUAUUUCAUGAGAUCCCUGUUAGAGACAACAAGAAAAAGUGACAUAAAGAUCAAUGUUUGUUGAAGGAGAUUCUGAUUUCAAUAUUGGAUACAGAAACUUGUCGAAACGCUCAAGGCUGAAACAUAUGUACACAUGAAACACAAGUCAUGAAAAUGAUAAAAUCUUAAUUCUCUGACAUUAUUCUAAGAACCUAAAUAAAUUUGUGAACAAAGAAAAAAAAUAGAAACUUAACAGAAACAAUAAGCAACACUUCUUCAU
Messenger RNA from Clunio marinus, 485 nucleotides. The record is from the annotation of a GenBank genome assembly. Lineage: Eukaryota; Metazoa; Arthropoda; Insecta; Diptera; Chironomidae.